CACUAGCGGCUGCCAUGUCUCGGGAGGCUGGCUCCUGCCGUCUGGGGGCCGGGGCCAGGGUGCGCUCCCGAAAGCCCAAGAAGCCGCACUACAUCCCGCGGCCGUGGGGGAAGCCCUACAACUACAAGUGCUUCCAGUGCCCCUUCACGUGCCUGGAGAAGUCUCACCUCUACAACCACAUGAAGUACAGUCUCUGCAAGGACUCCCUCUCCCUGCUGCUAGACUCACCAGACUGGGCGUGCCGCCGGGCGACCCCCUCGCCCAGGCCCCGGGCCCCCAGCCCCGCGGGCCCCCGGGCUCCCCCGGAUCCAGACAGCCAGCCCGCCGUGUCCAGCCUCGUGGCUACUGACGGGCCCCCCCAUGCCCCCAAGGCUGGGACAGAGGGGCCCCCAGGGGCCCUGCCGGCCCUGGCUCGGCAUGUCCUGAAGGGUCCUGGCCCUGGUGGUGAGCUCCUGGCAGAGUCAUGGAAGCCAGGGCCGGGCAGCGGCCUGAGGAGCACGGUGGCGGCUGGGGCCCCUGGGGGGCCUGGGGGCAGUGUCCCCUGCUACCCUCCCCCCGGCCCCGGAGAGUUUGCUGAGGCCCAGGGCCUCCACUUGUCACUGCUAGGCGUCAACUACCCCCUCAGCCCUGGCCUCUUCUCCUACCUGGGGCCCUCCCUGGCCGCGGCUGCCCACGUGCCGCUCCUGGCCUCGGCCAGCCCCCUGCUGCCCCCCACGGCGGCCUUCGCGGCCCCGCAGACCCCUGAGCGCCCGGCCCUCACCCCUCGACUGUUCUACCCACUGCUGCUGGAGCACAGCCUUGGGCUGCCGGCAGGCAGGGCUGCCUCGGCCAAGCCCUCCGGGCCCCCCAAGGGGCUCCCGGGGACUCUGGCUCCUGGGCUACUGAAGAUGCCUGUUGUCCCAGGGCUGGGGAGGUUCUGGUCCCAUGGCACCCCUCGGGGCCCAGGGCAGGAAGGAGAACUGGAAUCGGCGGCUCAGAGAGACCCCCAAAGGCAGCUGGCGCCAGGAAGCAGGCCAGAACACCCGAAGGCCUCCUCCAGCCUGGCGGAGCUCGGGCGCCAGGGCAGCCUGCCGCCCGCGACCCUGCUCUGGCCUGAGAAUGAGGAGCCCGGUGGCCCGGAGGCCCCAGGCCCACAGGGCCCCCUCCCCCAGCAGCCACGAGGCCCAGUGCUGGGAAGCCCGGGGCCCGUGGGUGAAGACCUGACCCGGGCCCUGGGUGACUUUGCCAGAGUGGAGCAGUGCCUGGGGCAGCUGACCCCAGCGGGGGGCCUGCCCCCCCGGCCUCUGCGGGAGCAGCUGGGCAAGAUCCGCCGCGAGCUGCUCACCAUCCACCAGGCGCUGGAGCAGGCUGCCCGGCUGCCAGACGCGCCCCUCGACCUCUCCGUGAAGCGGGUGCCCACCAAGGGACCAGAGCUGCCUACGGCCUGGGGGCUGCCCCCGCCAGGUCCAGUGCCGGCCCCGGGGGCCCCAGAGCGCCCCGGCCCGCUGGGUCCUGCAGCCCUUGAGCCUUUCCCUGGCCACACCACCAAGUGCGAGGCGGACUCCAGCGUGCCACCCCCCAGCCUCCUCCUUCAGCCCCCCGAGGACGCUGCCGGGGGCUGGGGCACCCGGCUCGGGGCUGGGGCCUCCCAGACUCCUAAACACGCCCCGGGAGUGCCUAGCCCCCCGGCAGCGGCUGCUGGUGUGCAGCCCCCUUAGCUGGCCGUCCUGUCCCUCCCGGUCCUGGGCUCCCCGCUCAGGGCUCUCCGGUCUCGGUCUCGUGUGCAUGUGGACUGCCCGCCCCCG
Messenger RNA from Dipodomys spectabilis (banner-tailed kangaroo rat), 1784 nucleotides. It is a transcript of the gene Prr35, whose product is annotated as proline rich 35. NCBI's taxonomy places the organism in Eukaryota, Metazoa, Chordata, Mammalia, Rodentia, Heteromyidae. The transcript has 2 exons. The record is from RefSeq and is a predicted model, not a curated record. Bases 15 to 1697 code for a protein of 560 amino acids.